AUGGAUAGUGCUGUCCUAAGCUCUACGGCUGAAAAACCUAAGAAGCAGCGCGCCCCUAGACGAAAAAACAGAGACACGAAUGGGGAGUCAGUUGUUUCUUUCAAAUCUGUGGAUACUAGUGAGUCCUUUAAGUCCGUUGAGGAUUCCUCCCCAUCUUGGUCACUACCGGACAUGCCAGAAAGCCUUCUAGACGAGGUCUCUAAAAGAAUUACAAGGAGUGCCACUAAAGGCCCCAAGGCUGAGAAUAUGGACAGUAAGACUUCUCUGUCUGUAGAGGCGGAUGAUUCUUCUGCUCCUGACACUGAAUCGAAGAUGGCAACUAAGAGCGAUGCCAUAUUGAUAUGUAAGGUUCCUCUAAAGGACAUGAGUCCCUCUUUGAGAAAAGCUGAGGGUGGAAGUGAUGGAGCUCUCAAAUUGGGCUAUUACUUGAGCGAGGGAGGUAAAAUUAUAUCCAGUAAUUCUAAGUCCUCGUCCUCCUCCCCUACUGUGUCACGUACACCCCUCUCGCCUUCGACGUCUUUUGAGACCCCUAUCCCCCCCACUAUGUCCCUUCUUUCACCUGUUGCGGGGGCAUCUACUAGGGCAGAUAGUACUGACUUGACAGGACCAAAGGACUCUGAUGUACUCUUAUCCAACACAGAGCCUAUUGUGUCUAUCGAUUAUAAUGAGCCAAUGGAACAUUUGUCAUAUGCCUCAAAAAGGAGACGCAAUGCCUGUAGUACUAAGGAGAGUAGUGGCAAGGAUUCUACGACCACAGUUCGUAGAUCCUCAAAGGAAAACAAGAGGAAAGAUCCUAACAAACCCUCAGAUGGACAGAUUAGCUCUGGUAGCUCAAUCGGCAAUCCCGAUGCGACCCUCGGAGAGAAUUAUGCUGGAAGAAUACGAGGGAGUUCAGAUUCUGACGGAGCCAUCGGAUCUGACGAAUCAAGAGACUGCGACCUGUCGGGAGAUGAACAAAGAAAGAGGUCCAAGUUCAUGAGACAGGAAGGCAGUCCUAUCGAGGAAAAUGAAAACCCCGUUACAGCGACAAAAAGGCAUAUUCGAACGAUUUUUUCUGAUAUUGACAAAUCAAAAAACGUCAAGGGGCCAUCAUUAAUCACAUCAAAGAUGCUGCUAAAAAGUUGGAUUCUAUUGUUGGCAAAAUGUCUUGUCAGUCUGAGACAGAUGAAAUGCGCAGACUCAGGGCUGACAAAAAUCGACUAAAUCGUGAGCUCGGUAACGUACAAAAGGAACUGGCAGCUAUCAGACGAACUAUGGAGGAAAGGAACCGGGAUAGUAGGAAAAAGACCUCUAAAUCCUCUCCCCUUCCUUCCUACCAUGUUGAGGACACAGAUGACUUUCCCCCUCUCUCUUCCAAUGUAAAGAGGCCGGCAACUGAUUCGAGUAUCUCAUUCGAGGAAUACCUAUGUAACAUCUUGGGCGAAGUAAUGGGCGAGUUCGAGAAGUUUCUCCUCAUAUCAAUAGGCAACAAAAUCAAUGCCAGAUUUGAGGGGAUUCAGAGACGCCUACUACCAGAAAAGAACUUGCGUCCUCCUCUGGCAGCAGACAGGCCUAGGAAUAACGUAGCAUAGACUGUCUCAAACGUGGUCUCUGCUCCUAAUACUGAAAGUGUCAAUGAGCGCGCUACUUUUUCAGGAUCUGCCGCUAAGGGACUCACCACCCAAUCUGUCCCAAAGAAACAGACCAUGA
Messenger RNA from Diatraea saccharalis (sugarcane borer), 1689 nucleotides. The record is from the annotation of a GenBank genome assembly. Lineage: Eukaryota; Metazoa; Arthropoda; Insecta; Lepidoptera; Crambidae.